UUCAACCUAACCUAUUAAAAAAAAAUAACAACAAACGAAAUACAUGUGGUUGAAUAUAUUUGUCGACAUAAUAAAUAUUUAAAAACAUUAAUAAUAUAAAAUUUUAAAUUAAUUAUUGAAAAAUCUAAAAAUGGCAAAUGCCAAAGAAGUUAUUGUAACAAGUGACAGUAGAGCAGAAACAUGGAGUUCAGCAGUAUGGGAUCCACAAACUGGUUCUUGUUUAAUGGUAUAUAAAAAUGCUGCUGCAAUUGGUGAUAAUUGUUUACAAAUAAUAAAUAAUAGUUAUCUUAUUGGUGCUGAUAUAACAAAAUCACGUUUACAUAUAUGGCCAUUAAAUAGUCAAUCACCAGUUGCAAAUUUACGUUUAACAACACCUGGUAAAAUAUCAGCAUUAUCAUGUACAUCAAAUGGUGCUUAUAUUGCAGCAUCAGUUGCUGAAAAAAUAUUUAUUUGGCAAACAUCAACUGGUAAAUUAUUAAGAACACUUGGACGUCAUUAUCAAACAGUAACAUGUUUAAAAUUUAGUGAUGAUAAAUCAACACUUGUUAGUGGUGGUGAUGAUGGUCUUGUUUAUGUAUGGUCACUUAUGAAAAUAAUUAAUAAUCAUGAUCAAUCAUCACCUGUAUUUAGUCAUUCACAUCAUACAUUACCAGUUAAAGAUAUUUAUGUUGGUAAUUUUGGUGCUAAAUCAAGACUAGUAACUGUAUCACUUGAUCGUACAGCAAGAAUUUAUGAAACACAUACUGGUAGACAAUUACUUGUGUUGGUAUUUGAUGUACCAUUAACAUCAGUUGCAUUAGAUUUAACUGAAACAAAUUUAUUUGUUGGUUGUGUUGAUGGUGUUAUACGACAAAUUAAUCUUUCUUCACCACCAAGAGGCAUUGAGCAUCAUGUACCAAAUGAAAAAAAUGGUGGUGUUUAUUUUAAAAGUCACACAAAUCAAGUUACAAAUCUUUCUGUAUCUGUUAACAAUCAAACAUUAUUAUCAGGAUCACAAGAUGGUACUGUUAAUAUUUGGGAUAUUCCAAGUCGUCAAUCAAUCAGAACAAUAACACACAAAGGUCCAAUAACAUCAGCAUUUUUUGCUCCAGCUUAUGAUAAUUUUCGUGCAACAAAUUUACAACCAAAUAUUGUCAUACGACCAUUACACAGAAUUGUCAAUGAAGAUGAUAAUGAUGACAUCAUUGAAAUUAUAUCACAAAAAAAUGAUAAUGAUCUUUUAAAUAUUGAUGAUUAUCUUGAGGACAAUGCUGGAUAUGGAGGCAAUGAAGACAGUGCCAAUAGACUUGCUGAAGCUAAUGCUGAAAUUGAAAAACUUAAAAAAAUUAAUAAUGAAUUGUUUAAAUUUAGUGUUAAACAUCUCAUGGCUGAUAAAUAAAUAA
Aphidius gifuensis is the source of this 1382-nucleotide messenger RNA. Its product is annotated as WD repeat-containing protein 18. Gene Ontology annotation, cellular component: nuclear pre-replicative complex. The record is from RefSeq and is a predicted model, not a curated record. Gene Ontology annotation, molecular function: protein binding. NCBI's taxonomy places the organism in Eukaryota, Metazoa, Arthropoda, Insecta, Hymenoptera, Braconidae. The coding region runs from base 131 to 1378 and encodes 415 amino acids. Gene Ontology annotation, biological process: rRNA processing; DNA-templated DNA replication. The transcript has a single exon.